AUGGACGCAUAUGAAUGUGACAAUUGCGGCAUCCAGCCUGAAGAAGACGACGACCCGGAUCUGUCGCGCUGCAAUGGGUGCAAGAUCGCGUACUACUGCGACCGAACUUGCCAGAAGGAACACUGGCCCGAGCACAAGGCCGAAUGCAAAGAUCCGGAGUGGCGCGCCGCGAACGCGAGGUUUGGAGAAGCGAAGGAGAAGAAGGCGGCACGGCGACGGGAGACGCGAAAGGCAUGGGAUGCCCGCGUGAAUGAACAGCCGAGCGCAAAUACUAGCUGGGCUGUGUUCCAGCGAAGAGCCAGAAAGAGGAAGGGGAACCCGCUGGAGUAUCGGCGCGCCGAUAUGCCAGGUGAUCAGGUGUUACGGUUUGAUGACAAGAACGUCCUUGAGGCUGGCAAGUUCAUGAAGGAAAUCACCAAGGUCGUGUUCGCGCCCGGUAUGGGCCUCACUGACUCGGAUGUUGACACCAUCAUGACUGUCGACCUCGACGUACGAUCGGGAAUACGUGUAUUUGUUGCCGGAGACCCAUUGUGCCCUGACAAGAAGACAGUAGCGCUCGAUGUCACCGAUGCAGGCGUCAAGAAGCUCUGCCAGGCCUUGCCAAACCUCGAAGUCGUAAAGCUCAUGUCCACACGCAAACUUGGCGGCAGGGCAUUUCCUGAAAUCAUUCUGGGUUGUCACAACAUCGAAGCGGUCACCAUCACGGCACAGAAGGGUAGCAAAGCCAACCUGGACGAGGGCGACUUCCUGAACGAACUCAUCGACAAGGAAUAUCGCACGAAGCUGCGAUAUCUCGACUUCCGCGGUGUCCACCUUAAUAGGGAACAUCACAACUUCCUGAGGUUCCUGACGAAACGCAGGCCAGCUUUGGAGAUCGUCUUUCAAGAUGGGCAGACUCCCGCGGUGCUUUUUCGGGACAUGAACUCGGUGCCGCUCUCCAAGGUGCCGAAGCAGACCGCUAAGAAAGAAGGCGACGAUGAUGACUCGGAGUCGGGAGACAAAAGCGAUGAAGAGGCCAGAGAGAAGCGAAGAAGAAACGCCAGGGCUCUGGAGCUCGCUGGGCGCCGUCAUGCACUGAGUGACGCCCUUGGACGUCCCUUGUAUGAGGGCGAGAUGGACUAUGAUAGUGGCCAAGAUGAGCUAUCGGAUCCUGACGACGAUGGCAUCGAUGACGAAGAAUACGCACAGAUGAUGGCUAUCUUCCGUCAGAUGGACGGCUUUGACGAUGAGGAGGACGAUGAUGACUAUUAUUAUUGA
This is a messenger RNA of Anthostomella pinea, 1257 nucleotides long. The record is from the annotation of a GenBank genome assembly. Lineage: Eukaryota; Fungi; Ascomycota; Sordariomycetes; Xylariales; Xylariaceae.